GCCGAAAGUAGCGAAAACCGCAAGGUUCAAAAUGGAGGUUUUCGUGAAAGAACUAGGUCCCGAGUGCCUCACAACGGACGGUACGGCUCUAACAUGCAAAUUGGGUGCGAAAGUGGUGAAUGCGGAGCAGAAAUACUUCGUACAGCAACACUUAAAUUGCGCCAAUCACCAGGAAUGCGCUAAGAGAACGAAGAGUGCCUCGCGAGACAAAUCGUGCCCGCCAGUAUGGGACACAUUCGCAUGCUGGCCGUCGGCCACCGGUGGAACCGUGGUGACACGUUCAUGCAGGGUGCUACUCCGAGAAGAAAUCGACACAAUGGGGGAAACGCGGUGGUUUCUUCGCGCUGGUAGCGGCGAGCCCUUCGCAUUUCGACUCUGCACACCAUGGGGUUGGCUGCAAAACUCCACGAACUACAACGCUUGUAUAGCUGCACUCGGAGAUGAUGAGGUGACAGGAGCCAUCUCGCGAGCUGUGAAGGUUUCUACGAUUGCCUUCGGUUUCUCUGUGACAUCACUCGUUUUCUUGGCUGCCACAGCCUUCAUCUUCACCCGUUUCAGCUCUUUGCGAUGUUCCCGGACGAGGGUACAUCUAAACCUGGUCGUUGCGCUCAUCGUAAACAACUUAAUGCUCAUAGUGAUCACGAUGCCCGUGGUUGUGAAUCAUCCAUCGAGCCUCCUGAUAUUCAACGUGAAGAAUGUGGUAAAUACGGAAUCCUUGCGUUACCCUUUCAGUGCUCAAAUUCGCCGAGCCGAAUAUCGUGAUUUCAUAUCGAUACAAUUUCAGCCUGCUGCCUGUAAGGUGUCACUUUGUUUGAAAUUAUACUCCUCCAUGGCUUCGAUAAACUGGAUGUUUGUGGAAGGCAUCCAACUGCACUCCAGAAUCACAACGUCCAUAUUCCAGCGGGAGGCACCAUUCAAGCUGUACUAUUUCAUAGGAUGGGGAGUUCCUUUGAUAUUCGUGGUGCUCUGGGCUGUCAACAUGGAACAGAUAAUGCCAGGCUCGACGUGUUGGGAGGGCUAUCGUUCGAAGCAGUGUGUCUGGCUGCUCACCGCGCCAAAGUUGGCCGUGCUCUUGAUAAACUUCGUAUUCUUGUUAAAUAUCAUUCGCAUCCUCGUUACGAAAGUGAAGAGCAUCUCUGCCGAGAACAAACAAUUUCGGAAAGCAAUAAAAGCGACUGUACUUCUAUUUCCUCUACUGGGAAUGACUCAUCUCCUCUACGGAGUGACCUCUCAGGAAUAUGGAGAAACCUUCAGCCAAGUUUAUAUGAUUGUCAACGCCGUGCUCCAAUCAUCUCAGGGGAUAUUCGUCUCCGUCAUUCAUUGCUUCAUGAAUUCAGAGGUCCAGACUGCACUUCGGAACGCUUAUCUCCGAGCUCUUAUCAGGCGCAACCCGAACAGGCGAUCACUUGCAUCGCAAAACGUUACGCAAACUUCAGCCGUCUUCCUCGCACAUCCUUACUCCGCGAGGACAC
This is a messenger RNA of Galendromus occidentalis (western predatory mite), 1472 nucleotides long. RefSeq names its product corticotropin-releasing factor receptor 1. The record is from RefSeq and is a predicted model, not a curated record. Gene Ontology annotation, molecular function: peptide hormone binding; G protein-coupled peptide receptor activity. Gene Ontology annotation, cellular component: plasma membrane. Gene Ontology annotation, biological process: cell surface receptor signaling pathway; adenylate cyclase-modulating G protein-coupled receptor signaling pathway. Lineage: Eukaryota; Metazoa; Arthropoda; Arachnida; Mesostigmata; Phytoseiidae.